UAAAUUUAUUUGUUCUAUUUUUCAAUCCGGUGGUUUCAUUAGUCAGUAAAUACGGGUUGAUAUGUGCAUACUUGUAGUUUCAUUGCGAAAAUAAAUAAUAUAUUAAAUAAAAAUUGGAAACACGAAUACAAAUCAAACCCCCUUGACAUUGAUGCGUCAGUGACGUUUAUGAUGGCAAUAGUUUUUGUCCGCCACUUGAAUAAGUUUUUGUAGAGAUGGCAAAAAACGGAAAAAGAAAACGAAAAAAGAAAGGAAAAGCCGGGGAAAAAGUCAUAUAAAAACUUAAGAAGGUGUGAAAUGUCAUUUUCUAGAUGCGAUCAUACAUUAUUAUUUUAUUUGCUAUUUCAAUUUCUUUAUUUAUUUGUACUAUUUAUUGCUGUCCAAAUGAGCCAACUGAAAUUCUGUUCAUUAUCAAAGCAUCUUAUUAUUUAUCCGAGUAUCAAUGGGAGUCUGUGAAAGCUUUACUUGGAAAAGUAUCUGGUUCCGUUAAUUUAGGACGCUCAAGCGAGGCAUCUCAAAUUGGAGUGUAUCUUUUUGAUAACUUAAACAUGCCAGUUCCGGUAAUAGGAUUGGGGACAUACGGAAGGAGCUCGGAUCUAAAAACUGCAGUCAGUAAAUUGAAAUUGUUGCCGUGUGGAACUUGGUGUGCGGAACAGACUCAAAAGACUGAUGCAGAGCAAAUAACUUCAAUCCUCACAAAGCAAGCGUUCACUCGCCCAGCAAAAAUUUUUAUCAUAACCUCCGAAUACAUCGACAGCUACAGCCUUCACACAUUAGUCACUACUGCAAAUAAUUUGGUUAUUCAGCAAGUGAUAAUACCACAAACUCCUGGUGUAGUCUCUUACGAUGCUCCAUACUACAACUAUUAUCGAGCAUAUUAUGACAAUUAUAGACGAUAUGCCAGUCGAAUGGAACAAGUAUAUCCAUAUAUGCACGUUGAAAUCCCAUCUGAUCAGUAUCAAUUUAUUCAGCAAGACACUCGCUAUGGUAAUUAUGACUACGAAAGCUGGCCUAGCAGUACUUGUUAUUCGUUGAUUGGAUGCCAAGAGUGUAUGACGUCACCAGCAAUCUUGCCCAGUGUAGACUCUACUGCUGAAACAGUACAAACUUCAGAAGCUACCGCUGAAAACUCAGAUUCUGGAACAAUUCACUCUGGAGACUCAAAGCAUACGGAAAAUAUUAUUGAUACAAAUAGAAAAUUAUCUGCGGAACUGGUCACUGAAAAAGCGAUUAUUCCAACAACUCCCCCAACAGAAGACUAUGAGUAUGAAAUAACAGGGGACCCGCCUGGAAUGAAAAUCGACAAAACACCCCUAUUGGACGAGGUAAAUGAGAAGUCUGUGAGCGACGAAGAUUUAAUAUAAGAAUGGUUUUUGUUCUUACCUGUUCCACAAUAAAUGAUAUGAUUGACA
This is a messenger RNA of Caenorhabditis elegans, 1412 nucleotides long. RefSeq names its product VWFA domain-containing protein (gene F27D9.13). Lineage: Eukaryota; Metazoa; Nematoda; Chromadorea; Rhabditida; Rhabditidae. Bases 312 to 1364 code for a protein of 350 amino acids. The transcript is spliced from 6 exons. The record is from RefSeq and is marked reviewed.